Camelus dromedarius (Arabian camel) is the source of this 1914-nucleotide messenger RNA. It is a transcript of the gene STARD6, whose product is annotated as StAR related lipid transfer domain containing 6. The coding region runs from base 918 to 1595 and encodes 225 amino acids. The transcript is spliced from 8 exons. The record is from RefSeq and is a predicted model, not a curated record. Gene Ontology annotation, molecular function: lipid binding. Lineage: Eukaryota; Metazoa; Chordata; Mammalia; Artiodactyla; Camelidae.
CGGGCCGUUAGGGCGCUCUCCGAGCUUGGAAGUGUAGUGUCUCCUCCUGGUUAUUCUGGGGUGGGGCGUUCGUGGGCUAACUCCACGUCGCUGCCCUGCCCACUGUCCCCGCUUUGUUCACGGCUCUUCGCGGCCGGUCGGCGCAGAAGACAGGCUGAGCUUCCUUCGGCCAAGUUUCCGGGACUUUGUGAGGGGACGGGCUGGGGAAGGGGUCUUGGGCGCGCGGGCGGCUGCCGUUUCGGUCGCUGAGAGCCGGCCCCACAGCCGUCCUUCCAGCACGCGCGCCCUCCCGGCUUUCAGAGCACCCCCAUCCAGGAUAAGAAGCAUUUCCGCCGGCUGUGUGGGGGGGAAAGAGGGAGCAGCUACCACGACCACUUUUUUCCUCCUCCCUCGUCAGUGCCUUCCCGGUCCCACCUCUGAGCCCGGUCCUCCGGGGCUUCCAGCCGGCCCCUCACACUGAAAGCAGACGCGGGAUUGGAGGAGGGAGUGUGGUCAGGGAUGGGAUUUAACAAACUCCUUGGGGACCUUGAUUCCCAGGGAAGCAUGGCAGUGACCCAGCACGGACUAGGGACCCCGUCAGGUAGCCCAGAAAGAGGGAGAUCAUACAAAUAGAUGUAAAGACCCGCUUAACAACAUGUGUGAACCUGUCUACAAAGCUGAGACAGGAUGUGAGGUGCGAAGAAUCCGGUUUCAACCAAGUGGUGUAUCAGAAAAAGAUGCCAUCUCAGUAUUGGUUUAUGUUUUUUUUCCACUGACCCUGUGGGUGAAGAUAUCCUUGACCAUUACAACUUCUGAAUAUGUUCCAGUUCAUCCGAUGUUCCAUCACCAGGUUGAGAGAUAUGAAGAUCUCCACGAGGAUUUGGAGAAGACUCCCGAUAGUUAUUGAAAUUCUGGACUAGAUCUACUAGGAAAGGUAAAUGGACUAUCAAGCAUUUGCCCAACAAACUACUCAAGAAAUUUUAGGUUACUAUCAAGAUACAUCGGGCUGGAAAGUGAUUAAGACUUCAAAAAAGAUAACUGUUUCCAGCAAGGCUUCUAAAAAAUUCCAUGGAAAUCUAUACCGUGUUGAAGGAGUAAUUCCAGAAUCAACAUCUCGACUAUCUGAUUUCCUCUACAGACCUGAAAACAGAGUUACAUGGGACAAAUCAUUGAAAGUGUACAACAUGGUACAAAAGAUUGAUUCGGAAACAUUCAUAUGUCAUACUAUUACACAAAGUUUUGCCAUGGGCUCAAUUUCCCCCCGAGACUUUAUCGACUUAGUGCAUCUGAAGUGCUGCGAAGGGAAUAUGGAUAUUAUCAGCUCUGCUAGCGUGGAUUUCCCCACAUAUCCUCCAUCUUCAAAUUACAUCCGUGGUUACAACCAUGCUUGUGGCUGUGUGUGUUCACCUCUGCAAGAGAACCCAGCACAUUCCAAACUAGUGAUGUUUGUCCAGACAGAAAUGAGAGGAAGAUUGGCCCCAUCAAUAAUUGAAGCAACCAUGCCUUCCCAUUUAGUAAGCUUCAUCCUCAAUGCAAAAGAUGGAAUAAAGACACACAAAAUUCCAUCAAGAUGUGGAUGUCAUCAUAAUGGGCAUUCAUCAUUCCUCAAGAAGUGAGGUCAUUUAAAAUCAUGUGUGGCAGUUCCUGCCAUUUACUUCUAAGUCAAUAUACAUAAAUACUGUUACACUAUUCUAGACAGUAUUCUUGAACAAAUUACUGAAGGAACUUUGUGAAAAUAAGAGCUCAUAGUUGUACAAGAGAACAGCAUUAAAUAUUGUUUUUAAUCUCACAUAAGAAUAAUGUUAAAUAACAAGUGUUCUUAAUGCACUUUUAUCUUUUGUUUUUUUCCCUGGAAAAUGCUCUGCAAAAAGCAUCAAAAAGAAAGCACAUAUAGUCAGAGGUCAGCAUUAAUUAAAGAUUAAAAUAUAUUUUAAA